GAGGCAGCGGCAGCUGAGAGCCAGAGCAGAGGAGCCACACAGCAACACACACACACACACACACACACACACCACACACAUUAAACACACAACCACACAGCACCACCGCCACACGGGCCUCUCUGCUCACACCGGAGGAAAGCCGCUUCACCGGAGUAACAUGCUGGCGCUCCGGCCGUCUCAUUAACCCAUCCGCCCGAUAAACAGGCUGCUCAGCGGGCUUCAUACCCUGAACCUCCAGCAGGACCCCAGAGCUGCAGAGGGAACUUUUUAAAAAUAUCUUUAAUUGAAGGCCUGUUGGAUUCUGUGUAGCAGCCAUGGGCAGCAAGACUCUGCCAGCUCCAGUCCCUCUGCACCCAUCCCUCCAGCUGGCUAACUACGCCCUCCUGCAGAGCUCCACAGGCCUCCAGCUACCAGCAGAUCAUUUUCACAGCAUAUAUAGCUUCAGUGCCCUACAUGCCAUCCACCUCCACCAGUGGACACUCGGCUACCCACCUUUAGCCCUUCCCCGCUGUACCAUCUCCAAGCUGCCUGCCCAGUUCUCUUCCAUGGCCUCCAUGGCCUCUAUCCCCUUGUUCCCUCACUUCCUGCAGCCCAAGCAGGAUUCAGGGGGGCUGCUGCAGAGCUCCAAGAACAAACCCCGUUUUGACUUUGCCAACCUGGCAGCAGCAGCCACCCAGGAGGAUCAUCUGAAGGCGGAAGACCUGAGCAUGACGGGUGCUGCUGCUGCCGCAGCAGCGCAGGCUUCAUCUCAUCACCCGACCUCAGCCAGCCAGGGAUGCCUCCAUGUGACCAAACUCUCCUCACUGGAGCGCAAGUCCAGCCGAGGCCGACUGCCCUCGAAGACCAAGAAAGAGUUUGUCUGCAAGUUCUGUGGUCGCCAUUUCACCAAAUCCUAUAACCUUUUGAUCCACGAGAGGACGCACACGGACGAGAGGCCAUAUACCUGUGAUAUCUGCCACAAGGCUUUCAGAAGACAAGACCACCUCCGGGAUCACAGGUACAUUCAUUCCAAAGAAAAGCCCUUCAAAUGUCAGGAGUGUGGGAAGGGCUUCUGUCAGUCCAGGACUCUGGCUGUCCACAAAACAUUACACAUGCAGGUCAAGGAACUGAAGCCAGCCAAGAUCAAGUGAGUCACUCUGCCAGCAGGGGAGGACGGGGACACUGGAAAAACACGACCAAAGACAACAACACUCAAAGAACAAUCAAAGACUUCUUCAUCUCAACUGUUGGAGGCAAAGCGCUCUGCUUCUGUGGGAAUACUCCUUAACGAUGAAAUAUUUCACCAGCCAGUCCUUAAAGGAAUAAUGCAGAAAUAAGCCUUAGUGGAGAAGUGUAUACUUAGUUAUCAAAGCCUGACUUGGCAAUGGAUGUGUGGAAUGUGAAAUGAAAAACAACCUUGUGGCUGCUCAGUGCAAAUACUUUGCUCAGAAGCUUGUAAUCCAAAGACUUUAUAAAAGGGACACAACUCUUAUGCAUUUUUUUUUACAAAAACUGAGAAUGAUCAAAGCCAUGUUAACACAUUUUCCUCCUUUUCAAUAUCACAUCCCAAUGUUAUUUUUGUAUCGAUGCAUUAUAUCAAAAAUGUAUUUUUGCACUUUAACCUGAUUAUUGAUUAUUUACAUAUAUCACUGGAUUUCUUAAACUUAUUUUCAAAACGAAUAAUCAUUUCUAAAUAAAAUAUUUUUACUUUAA
This is a messenger RNA of Cottoperca gobio, 1695 nucleotides long. RefSeq names its product odd-skipped related transcription factor 1 (gene osr1). The coding region runs from base 318 to 1133 and encodes 271 amino acids. The record is from RefSeq and is a predicted model, not a curated record. Gene Ontology annotation, molecular function: RNA polymerase II transcription regulatory region sequence-specific DNA binding; DNA-binding transcription factor activity, RNA polymerase II-specific. Gene Ontology annotation, cellular component: nucleus. Lineage: Eukaryota; Metazoa; Chordata; Actinopteri; Perciformes; Bovichtidae. The transcript has 3 exons. Gene Ontology annotation, biological process: embryo development; regulation of transcription by RNA polymerase II; urogenital system development.